Molecule: messenger RNA, 1167 nt
Organism: Colletotrichum karsti
Lineage: Eukaryota; Fungi; Ascomycota; Sordariomycetes; Glomerellales; Glomerellaceae
Product: L-galactose dehydrogenase
Exons: 1
Coding region: 1-1167 (388 amino acids)
Biological process (GO): dehydro-D-arabinono-1,4-lactone biosynthetic process
Cellular component (GO): cytosol
Molecular function (GO): D-arabinose 1-dehydrogenase [NAD(P)+] activity
Source: RefSeq, a predicted model, not a curated record
AUGGCCACCCCGCGAACCCCCCUCUCCGCCGUCCUCCCGCCUCUGAUCCUCGGCACCGCGACCUUCAACUACCAAUACGUCUCCGACCCCUCCCGCAUGCCCUCCGUCGACAUCGUCUCCCGCGCCCUCUCCCUCGGCAUCACCGCCUUCGACACAUCCCCCUACUACGGCCCCUCCGAGUCCAUCCUCGGCGCCGCCCUGCGCGCCCUCGCCCCGCCCCGGGACUCCUACUUCCUCGUCACAAAGGCCGGCCGCCUCGGGCCCGCCGAGUUCGACUACUCCCCCGCCCACAUCCGCGCCUCCGUCCACCGCAGCCUCGAGCGCUUGGCCACCGACCGUCUCGACCUCGUCUACACCCACGACGCCGAGUUCGUCUCCCCCGACGACGUCGUCGCCGCCGUCCGCGAGCUGCGCCGCCUGCGCGACGAGGACGGCCUCCUCCGCUACGUCGGCAUCUGCGGCUACCCCGUCCCCGUCCUCUGCGAGCUGGCCGAGAAGAUCCUGCGCGAGACCGGCGAGCCCGUCGACGCCGUCCAGUCCUUCUCGCACUUUUGCGUGCAGAACGACACCCUCGGCUCCGACGCCGUGCUCGCGCGGCUGCGGGACGCCGGGGUGGGCGUGGUCACGAACGCGAGCAUGUUGAGUAUGGGUCUCCUGACCACGCGCGGCGUCGACGACGGGCCGAUGGCGAGCUGGCAUCCCGCCCCGAGCCCGCUGCGCAAGCUCUGCAAGAGCCUCGUGGCCUUCGCCGAGGGCGCGGGGGAGAAGAUGGAGGAUGUCGCUCUGUACUGGGCCAUGGCGAAUUGGGCUCGUGUCGGCGGCGCGUUCGGCACCGAGCUGCUGCCACCCACCUUCACCGGCCCAGCCAAGGUCGGUGUCAGUGUCAUGGGAGUGACGUCCGUCGCCGAGCUGGAGGAGACGUGGUCCGCCUUCCAGGGCGUCCUCCGCGAGCUGUCUGGCACGCAGACCGAGAGUGACAAGACAGAGUACAGAGGCACCAUGGUAAGUCGCCACGAAAAGAUCCAACGCUUAGUCGAGGACCAAAUGCGACCUGCCCUGGGCGAGUGGCGUAACUACAGCUGGGCAAGCCCUGGCGAAGACUUUGUGCCUCAAACAACACAGUCCUCCGUCGAAGCUGCUCUUCCGGCUGCCGAGCCGCAUUUGUAG